GUGAGAGUUUGUCUUUAGGUAGCGCACAUACACAUACACACACACAUACACACAUGCACGCGUACACACAAUCCGUUCCACAGAUAUGACCAAGACAGCAGCAAUAGCAGCGAAGGACUUCUCCAGUAUGUGGUUGCCAGAUAUCAGGAUGUCAAAGCCAGUAGAGGUCGAGAAAGUCGGGGCCGACUCGCCGUUGGAGGGCACAGAUUCAGAGCGGAAUGGAUCUGAAUCAAAUCACCAGGCUCAGUCCAUGAAAGUCAGUCCUUUUCCCCUGUCGCCAAACCUGAGCAGCAGCAAGAAUAAGAUGGAGGAGUGUGCGGACAUGUCCCCGGCCCUGCCCCCCUCUCACGGCCCGACCCCUUCCCAGACUGCUCUGCAGCACACGCAGCUCAUGCUGACCGGCUCCCAGCUGGCGGGGGACAUUCAGCAGCUACUGCAGCUGCAGCAGGUGUUGUUGGUGCCUGGACACCCGCUCCAGUCUCCUGCCCAGUUUCUCCUGCCACAGGCACAGCAGGGCCAGCAAGGACUCCUAUCGACACCAAAUCUUUUACCGCUACCUCAGCAAAACCAGGGGAGCCUGCUCUCUGCCCCGACUCGAAUGGGACUCCAGACUCAGCGAGAUAAGUGUGCGGAGGUGAGCGGCGGUGGAGGGGUGACCACGGUCCCCUCCGGGGCCCCGCAUCCCGAGGAGCCCAGCGACCUGGAGGAGCUGGAGCAGUUCGCCCGCACUUUCAAACAAAGACGCAUCAAAUUGGGCUUCACACAGGGCGAUGUGGGUCUGGCCAUGGGGAAACUGUACGGCAACGACUUCAGCCAGACCACCAUCUCCCGCUUCGAAGCGCUCAACCUCAGCUUUAAGAACAUGUGCAAGCUGAAGCCGCUGCUGGAGAAGUGGCUCAACGAUGCAGAGACCAUGUCCAUCGACAGCACCCUGCCCAGCCCCAGCUCCCUGUCCUCCCCCUCCAUGGGCUUCGACGGGGUUCCUGGCCGCCGCAGGAAGAAGAGAACCAGCAUUGAAACGAAUGUACGCGUGGCCCUGGAGCGCUCAUUUUUGACGAACCAGAAGCCUACCUCAGAGGAGAUCCUGUUGAUCGCAGAGCAGCUCAACAUGGAGAAGGAGGUGAUCCGGGUCUGGUUCUGCAACCGCCGGCAGAAAGAGAAGCGCAUCAAUCCCAGCAGUGCCACCCCUCCGCUGCCCAGCCAGCCCCCCACUGCCCCGCCGACGCACAAACCUCCCUGCUACAGCCCCCACAUGAUGUCCAGCCAGCUGUCACAGGCCGUGACCAGUCUCAGCAGCACAACGGUGACCACCAUGUCCCCCGUCUGCCCCCUGACCUCCACCCUCACCUCCACCCACCCUUCUCUCAGCUCCGCCCACCCCUCCCUCAGCUCCGCGCCCUCCCCGGCGACUCCUCCACCUCCUCCCCGUAGCACAGCCAGCCCAGCCACUCCCAGCCACAGCACACUCAACCUCACCGCAGGCUUAUGGCGUAUGGGUAAAAAGAACGGUGACGUGUCUAACUACAUCACCGAUUUUGCUGCAAACUUGAGGAACACUGUGAUGGGAGUUAACACAGGGAUGAACCAAGCCCUCCUCGGUAACAAUCCCCUGGCCACAAUCCAAGCCCUAGCAGCCAGUGGUGGCCAGCUUCCUCUUUCAACUCUUGAGGGGGGCAGCAAGGUGAUGCUGGGGGCCUCCGGGGGCCAGGGAGCGGGCCUCCACUCCUCCCUCUUCCUCAACCACCCCGCCCUCCUCCACAUGGGGCAGAACCCCGGCGCCGGACUGGUCAGCGCCGCCGUAGCCAAAGUCUCCCAGGCCUCGCCCUUCCCCAUGGCCAGCAGCCCCUGCUCCCCGUCCCCCUGCUCCAGCCCCGCCUCUUCCUGCUCCUCCAGCGAAAUGGCACACAGCCCGCCGUCCCUGAGCGGCGCCAAGAUCGAGUGACCACGCCACGGGGCCAAUCACGAGAGGAGGAAGAAGGAAGAAACGAAAACCUCGCCUUUCACACCAAAGCUAUCUCUUUCUCUCUCUUGUGCUCUUCUUCCGUUAUUUUUCUCGCAGUGGCUCUCUCUCUCGCUCUCUCUCUCUCUCUCUCUCUCUCCGUCUCUCCCAGCCUUUCGAUGCCAAAAAUACACAGAAUGAAAGAGGAGAGAGGGAGGGAGAGAAGUGAAAGGGGGGCGAAGGGAGGAAAGGGGGAAGAUUGAAACCAAAAAUCUUUAUCUAUCCAAACCGAUGGAGAAGAGGCAGCGCGGGACCUUUUUGUCAAUAACGUGAUAUCGACGCGGCGCCUCUGCACUCUUUCUCUCUGAAGGAAAACAAACCAAUGACUCUUUAACGCAGGAGGAGAUGGGAGAGGUGCAAGUCGAAGUGCAUAAACCAAAAAUUACAAAAGAUAACUCUACUAUAUGACAAAGGAAUGGCGGCAAGGACAAAGUGAAGAGGAGGACUGUGCUUAAAAGCUUUCUUUUUUUAUCAUUGCUUCGAAAAAGCUGCGGGUCUGAAGGAAGAAGGAGCGGGGAGGAUACGUUUAAACCAAAAAUUUUACCUGAGGAGGAGGCGGAAGAGGAAUACACAAAGACAAAAAAAGACAAAAAAGAAAAAAAAUGACAACCAUACCAAAAUCCCAAAUACCAAAAACCAAAAAUACGGAGAGAAAAGCUUUAUUCAAAGGACGUGUAAAUACUGAAGCUAUCCAGGACCAGGACUCUACUGCUACUGACAUACACACACACACACACACACACACACUCACACACACACACACCAUACCCAUCAAUUCAUCCCGUCCAUGUCUCUUCAUGUGUCUGCUGUAGGAUUUCAUACCACAUAUUUUAAAUAGUUUUCAUCGAGUAUUUCUUGUUAAAUGAUCAUGUUUGAAUGAUUGGCCAAACUGCUGUACCUUCCUGUUUAGUCUCUUUACCUACCUCUGGUUUUAAGAGCAUAUAAUAGCUUUUUUUUCCCCGUCCUUUGGCUUUGUUUUUUUAAACUCUGAAUAUAGUUGUUUUUUUGGUAUUAUUUAUUAGAGUUAAUACAGCUUCAGCUUCUUAUUUAUUGUCUCUCUCUCUCUCUCUCUCUCUCUCUCUCUCUGUGGUAGCGUUAGCUCCUGGGUUUGAAUCAUUCUCAUUGUCGUCAUCUUUGUCCUCAUCAUACAUUUGUGCCAUCGACAUGCUUUGUGUUUUGUUUUUGUUUUUUAAUGUGACUUUUCUGCAGAAACGCCGAUGACGAAGGUGGAGAAAAAAAAAAGAAAAAGAAAAAUAGCGUGUCAGUCCUCACUAAGUGCCAGUACAUCUGAGACAGCUGGCAACACGGCGAGAUGAUUUCAAGGUGCGAAUGAGUUUAUUAAGACAGGCAUUCGACAUUUUCUACUCUUAAUCGGACCGCUGUUCCUUCUCAAAGAUAACACUUAUUGACUCGGUGGCUAAAUGAACACGCCCUGGAAACUUGUCAAGAAGUGUCUCCCACUUUCCAAACUAUGAAAUUUGGUUCUGAUUGGAGAUUUUAAGUAAUCGUCGUUGGAACUGGAGGCUCAGUAAGUCAAUAAAAGCCAAGUUUAGUCACAGCUCGCUCUCAUUACUGUCUGCUGGAUGAGCGCCGCCGUCUUGUGCGUCUAGACAUGUUUACCAGUGUUUGUUUCCAUCGUCCCUCCAUUUCACCCGCCAUUUUCCACCUCGCACUGCCAUUAACUCACAAAUGGAAAACCAAAGCAUUCUCAAGGCCGGGGCUCUCCUUCCAGACCCCCUUCGCCGCGACACGAACACAAUAAAGAGGUGGUGAAGGCGGCAAGAGGGGUAAAGACGAGGGAAAUCCCCCUCUCUGCUGUAGCCACCUCCGCCCUGGCCAGCCCAAAAACACAAAAAAAAAACCAAACAAAAAAGCCAAUGGGGGGAGCUUUAUUUAGGGAACUGAUCCUUUUUCCUCCGAACCCCCAGAGCGAAGGCUACACUGGGACACACUGUCGCGAAGGGAGCAGGCGUCACACUUUUUGUAAGAGGAUACCAAAAAUAAACCCAAACCAAAAAGACUAAACAACAAAAACACAACCCAAGGAACGACAGAAGCAAAACCAAAAAGAACCCAAACCAAAUGAGGCUGGAGGGAGGAGGGGAGGAGGCCGGAGCGCAGGUGCUGACGGAGGCGGCGAACCUCUGUGUGUGUUAGCUUUAGGGCUGCAGCAAACGGCCCCACUCUGAAACUUGUAGCAUGGAUGAAUAGACGACGGGACAGAUGGCGCGUCCCCUCCUCUGCCUCUCUCUCCGGCGCAGCACGCUGGUCCUGGAUGGAGCUUAACGCAAAUGACCUCACUGAACUGAAAUCUUAUUAAGAAAAGAAAAAAAAUCUGUUUUUAUUUUUCUGUUGGUUGGUUCUGAUUGUUUUAUCUCUGCUGUGUCUCUUGAUGCCGUUUUCUGUACUGUACUUUAGUGCUUACUACUUAUUUGGAAUAACGUACUCGCUUACUUACUACAAGAGCUCCUUAUUUUUUUCGUAGUCGUGCUAGAGAUUUUUAUCAGGUGGUUGGAAAAAAUACUGUGAAAAUUUAGCUUCCAGAUUUUUAUUAGAUAAAGAAACAGACUGUCUUGGCAGAGGAACAAAACAAAACAAAACCAAAAAAAAAAAAAAAAAAAAAAGGACACUCACAAAAAGCCAAAAGCAAAACCUUGAAAAUGCCAAACCAAAUAUUGAACCAAACCAAACACGGGAGAGACAGGAACGGGCACGGCCUUCGCCGCGGGAGGGCAGAGAGAUCAGCCGGUGUCAGUUUGUCGGAGGUGUAACUCUGCGUUUUUUUUUUUUCUGUCUGUGAGUGUCAACAAGAGGCCAGAUGUUUGAAAGAAAAAGAAAGCCUCUUUUGGUAAGUCUCACCCUCAAAGACACACUCUGAGCUUUACAGAAUAACACGCACCGCGAAGGCCUCGGCCGGUCUGACGGGUUGAUAGCUGGACGCAUCCAAAGAAUAUUUGGUUUGAUCCACACCAGACUUAAAAAAUAAAAAACAGCAACAACAAAACAGUCGACACGCGAGAAUCGUCUCACGAAACAAACUUGAGAUGUGGAGGGCUCUCGCGCCUCAAAGGCGGGGCCCUUCCUCCACAUCCACCCUUAGACGGAAUGUAUCUGUUAGUGCUUCUAUAGAUUUUGUAGAAAAAAAAAGAUCUAUGUUCUACUGCUUACUUAUCGCUAAUGUAUGAAAAAGAAAAAAACUUACAAAAAGACUUUGAGAAAAAAAAAAAGAUCCUUAAAAAACAUUGAUGAUAAUAACUUGAUUUUAGACCAAAAAUUUUAACUAUCUCUCUUUGGGCUCUUUUUAUUUCUCCUUGUUAAUCAUGAUUUAGACUUUUGAUUGUACUAUUUAUUCAGGGUAGAGUUGAUUUAUUUGCUUGUUACCUUUUUUUUUGUUGUUGUCUUGCUAUUUAUUUGUUAAUUUAUUUCUAGAGGUGCUUUCUUUUUUUCAUAUUCAAGGAUGUAUUUGUGAUGUUUUUGCCCCCUGCUGAAGUUCUUUCCUACUUCUUUAAACCAAAUAUGUCCAGAAAUGGAACCGCAGGUUCUGCUGGGGACUUAAUAGGAGAAUAUGUCUGACUGAUGGUCGGUCGUGAAGAUAUUCUCAUCCUCAACUGAGGCGACUUUUCCCCUUUCAAGGGAAAGGAAGGCUCCACAGUACGUAGAGGCAGCACUGUGCGGACAAACACCUCGUGAUUUACGGGAGGGGGGGGGGAAACUCAGCUUUAUUUCCCCUUUGUGUCUCUUUGCAAUUAGACCGGAGAAAGGCGGGCUAAAAACUCCGUUCCUCUGCAGAUCGCAUAAACAUUAUUUGUGCCUGAGCGUCAGCGUGAGGUGUGCUGUGAGGCACAGUGCUGCCUCUGUUCUCCGGGUCGUCUCCGCGGGGAGAAACACACCGAAAGCUUUACAGCUACACAACCAAAAAAAAAA
Messenger RNA from Salarias fasciatus (jewelled blenny), 5923 nucleotides. RefSeq names its product POU class 2 homeobox 2b (gene pou2f2b). Gene Ontology annotation, biological process: regulation of transcription by RNA polymerase II. NCBI's taxonomy places the organism in Eukaryota, Metazoa, Chordata, Actinopteri, Blenniiformes, Blenniidae. The transcript has 15 exons. Bases 86 to 1942 code for a protein of 618 amino acids. Gene Ontology annotation, cellular component: nucleus. Gene Ontology annotation, molecular function: DNA-binding transcription factor activity, RNA polymerase II-specific; RNA polymerase II cis-regulatory region sequence-specific DNA binding. The record is from RefSeq and is a predicted model, not a curated record.